AUGUCACCUGGGCCAGCCACGCCAAUAUCGACCCAUCGAAAGACGCUCAAGACACCAGUACAUCCACCGCAGCUUGUCGGCUUACGGCGGCCCGUGCCUACGCCGCGGCCCGCAAAGGCGUUCAUGUUGCUCGUAGUAACACUUAAGAGUUCAUGUCACCAUAUCGACAUGCCCCCUCACCGGCAUGCCCAACCGGCCAACCCAGAGCCAUGGCGCCAAGGCCGUGCCGAAAGCCAGGUUCCCCCGACUGCCAAGGUUGCCGGUAGAGGGAUCGGGCGUCGGCACCGACUCACCGCGCUUGGAUCGCCACCGGGGUACGUGAGUCAACGACAGGCCAAGCUCGCCGAGGACUCGUCAGGUCUACUGGCGUCUUGA
Molecule: messenger RNA, 375 nt
Organism: Anthostomella pinea
Lineage: Eukaryota; Fungi; Ascomycota; Sordariomycetes; Xylariales; Xylariaceae
Source: the annotation of a GenBank genome assembly